Emericellopsis cladophorae is the source of this 399-nucleotide messenger RNA. RefSeq lists its product as uncharacterized. The coding region runs from base 1 to 399 and encodes 132 amino acids. Lineage: Eukaryota; Fungi; Ascomycota; Sordariomycetes; Hypocreales; Bionectriaceae. The transcript has a single exon. The record is from RefSeq and is a predicted model, not a curated record.
AUGGUCUUCGUCGGCUGCACAAAGUGCGGCUCCUUCUGCCAUCACACCUGCUACUUCGACCACCGCGGCGAUUUCGCCUGCCACAACACCAACUGCCCCGGCCACAACGAAUCUUGGGAGGAGGAGCGCGUCGGCUACAACGACUACGGAAAGCCUUACAUCUGCUUCUCGGAGGACGGGUGCGACGAGUGGAUCGUGACCCCGAUCAUGUGCAUGGACCCCUUUAUCGUGUACAAGGAAAAGGUCCAGGAGGACGGGUCGCUGCGCAUCACCAUCUGGAAACCAGGCCCUUAUCCCGGCCAUAGCGGCUUCAUGGCGGAGGAGUUCAUCCCGCGCACCAAGAGGCCUCUCUCUACCUUCAGGCUAAUUAUGUGGAGAGAAGGGAUGAUCAUCUUCUAA